This is a messenger RNA of Gregarina niphandrodes, 2841 nucleotides long. RefSeq names its product putative transmembrane protein. The coding region runs from base 1 to 2841 and encodes 946 amino acids. The record is from RefSeq and is a predicted model, not a curated record. Lineage: Eukaryota; Apicomplexa; Conoidasida; Eugregarinorida; Gregarinidae. Gene Ontology annotation, molecular function: long-chain-alcohol O-fatty-acyltransferase activity; diacylglycerol O-acyltransferase activity. Gene Ontology annotation, biological process: triglyceride biosynthetic process. The transcript is spliced from 2 exons. Gene Ontology annotation, cellular component: plasma membrane.
AUGGCACGUUGCAGACCGUGUGAGGAGCCGCGGCUGUUACUGCUGGUGCGCAGGUGGAUGGAGCCGGCGCUGUGCCUGGCGGGACGUAUGUUAUGUUGGUCUACCAUAUGUUUCCCGUUGGCGAGUUGCGUGCUGUACUGGCUGUUACACUUGGUCCUGGCGAGUGUUUCAUUGCGAAUUUUGUACGUGGCAUCCUUCCUUUUUCUGUUCAACCUCGCGCAGCUGGGAGUCUUUUGGUUGUGUUCGCUGACGUCUAGUUAUCGCGACUUCGUGCGUCUGAUCUGGCGCCGCGAUGCGGGGGGUGCGGACCGGACCUUUUUGAGCACGAUCUUGACUUGUCGGGAAUGGCACAGCGAACACACGCUCGUUGACCUCGCGGUCACGCUACUCGUGCCCAUGCUCUGUGUACUCUUCCCUGUCCCCGAGUACAAGCUGGUUAUCUCCUACGCCCUCCUCGGCACAGAUCGCUGUCCACAUCGCAAGACCAAAAUACCUCACCGGCCUGCCCAAUCUUUCUGCUCCAUCGAGUCCGUCUUCCGCCGCUUCCUCGCCAUCCGAGCACCAAUCUUCCCAGUUGCUAGCGCAGACAGCUACUGGACACUAGACACACCCGAGAACCGCUGCCAAAUCGUCGGCCUCGCCGUUCUCGAUCAACCCCUCUCACUCACACGCUUACGCCGCCUUGUCGCCCAACGCUUCGUCCUCAGCGACUCCAAACUUCACAGCAUACUCACACACGCGUUCGGCAGACUCGCCUGGCAACCACUCAUCCUCCCUCACAGAUGCUAUUGGGGCGACCACAUCCACCGACGUGGACGCAAAACGGAUACCGUCACCAUCCAGAAAAUAGCCAAAUUGACAAGAAACAAUACGGACACCCAGACCAACCAGACCAUCGGCCCAGCCGCCGACACCCUCUUCCGGGACACCACCUUAGACACGCGUGCGGCGAGCGCGCACACGCGUGCGGAGAAACGCGCACUGUCGCGGCCAUUGGUGCGUGAAAGCGACCUUGACGUUGGUUCCGACAUCGAGGAACCCAUCACCACGCUCCGGCUGCCUCUGCCGUCUGUGCAUUCGCCCGAUCUCUUGCCCGAUCUCUCGCCCGAUCUCUCGCCCGAUCUCUCGUCUGUUACGACCCCGCCUGCGACCCUGCUGGGCAGGACGCCUGCUUUUGACUCCCCCGCGAUCCCGGCUGGUUGCUUCGACAUCCGGAAGCACGUCUAUCAGGUCGACAUCGACGCAGCCGAGACGACGAUCCACGAGGCCGUCUCCCAACUAGCCUCUUCACCCCUGCCGAGCGAGGCUCCGCCCUGGCGCAUUGUCCUCCUCAAAAUCCACAAGAGCGCAGCAGCCGUCUCGGGGUCUGAGGAGCCGAGUGGAUCUGCCUCGGAAGACACACCAGACACGUGUGUGGUGUGCCAGUGCCACCACGGCAUGGGUGACGGUACGGCGAUAAUGGCAAGUCUGUUGAUGCACUUCUUUGACCGGUCGGCGGAGGUGGACCAGUUGGUAAACGGGUUUGAGUACACUUGGCGACAACGCGUGUUGGCCUGUGCCUUUGUGGCGUGGCAGUGGGUACGCAUGCUCUUCUUCGGGCUCCGCGUCAUUGUCUUCUGGGCGCUAUGGUGUCCAAAGCCGCCGAGCACUUUCCAACCUAGACCCGACUCGCUGUGCACACGCAAUCGACCCACCGGAAUCAAACACCUGUCUCCGCCCGUGCUCAUCCCCCUCCAGGCCGUCCAUGCACUGCGCCAAAAAAUACAACUCGCCAUACACGCCUCCUUCCGCCCCACCGUCAACGACGUCAUGCUCUGCUGCGUCGCCCGCGCGGUCAAACGUCUCCGCUCCGGCGAAGCCACUCGUGACCUCCUCCGCAAAGUCCGCGCUCGAAAUCAUGCACACACCCUCCACCAAGACAAGACACCUUGGAACAGCACACGCCAUGUCGUCGCCGGCGAAAGCCCCGUACACUUCCCAGACCUCGGCUCACCCUCCUUUCGCGCUACCGAAGACGGACUCCGCUCAAAGGCUCCCACCCAACAGCAAGCCCUCGUCGCAGACCAGGCGGACGUACUCCCCUCGCACUCCAGCUAUUCCUGCCAAUUCGACAAACACGUUCAAAUCAUGAUGCCCAUGAGCACCAGACUCGCACCUCCCAAACAACUUAAUAACGCAACCGCCACCGUCAUGUGCAGAAUGCCUCUUCCCUACGAAAGCGGUAAACCACACACCCACCCCCGCCUCUCACGCCCAUCCACUCCGCACCACUCACCACUCACCUCAGAAAGGAAAACUCUCACCAGCUGGUCACAGAACAUGACGCUGGAAGAAAUCUCGCCACUCAUGCACCUCUGGGACGUCAAGCGGGAACUGGACCAUAUCAAGACCAAACAUGUCUCCUGGCUCUUCUACUUCCUUUCGAGAGCCGGAGCCCAAAUACUCCCUGGUCCCAUCAUUAGCUUUUUUGUAACAGCCAUGGUGAACAAAGUGCAACUGCUGGUCACCAACGUGCGCGGCCCCUCAUCGACAAUAUAUCUGGACAAGAUCAAAGUGCGCUCCUUCCAGUUCUGGCCGCCCGCGAAGGGCGAGCUGACGGGCGGCGUGGCCAUGUUCUCACUCGGGCCGGACUUGCUAAUCACCACGAUCUUCGACGAGUGUGAACUGGUGACCUUGUUCGAGGACAAAGCCGCCUGGGACCAACUGACCCCCGCCGACCGCGCCGUGCUCAGUCAGUACCUCGCGAACCUGAUCCGCAAGGAGUUUGGCGAGCUCACGCGGCACACCGACCAGCUCCUUAAGAAGAGUUGCUCACUCAAGAAUCAAGCCUGGACCAAGUGA